AUGGGCACUGCCCUAAUUCAUAGUAAGCCUACAAGCGAUCCCUUUCAUGUGCUAGCAUUUUGGGUGCCAAGCGGUGAUGAGGCACACGUAAACUUUGUCAAUGAAGCAAACAAAUGGUUUCCGGCACAGGGAUCAGCUCAUGGAUACACCUAUACGGCCACAAAUAAUAUGGAACAAAUGACUGUAGAAAAUAUGCGCCGGUAUCAGGUCAUACUGUUUCUCGAUGACGUACACUAUGCUAUGGGCAAUGAUGAGCACCGGGCUUUCGAACAGUACGUGGAGAACGGUGGCGGUUGGAUGGGCUUUCAUGUGUCUGCUUUCAAUGACAAUCCAAACGAAUGGCCAUGGUUUUUCAAUACGUUUUUAGGCACCGGUAGAUUUAAGUCAAACACAUGGUGGCCCACAAAAAUACACUAUCAUAUUGAUAGUCCCAAUCAUCAGACAAUGAAUGGAUUGCCUAAUAAAUUUGAUUCAUCGGUCAAUGAAUGGUAUGCCUGGGAAAAGGAUUUGCGCCGCAAUCCCGACAUUGAGAUACUGGCCUCAGUCGACAACUCAUCGUUCCCGGUCGGGACAGACCCGAACCAGUCCUGGUAUAGCGGCUACUAUCCGGUAAUUUGGUCGAUGAAAAAGUUUCGGGCAAUUUACUGUAAUUUUGGUCACAACAAUAUGGAUUAUGCUCAUCAUAGAAAUACAUCAUGGACGUUUGCUGCCCGCGACCAAGAUCAAUUUUUAUUUAAUGCACUAAAUUAUCUAGCUAAUCGAUAG
Oppia nitens is the source of this 765-nucleotide messenger RNA. RefSeq lists its product as uncharacterized. The record is from RefSeq and is a predicted model, not a curated record. Bases 1 to 765 code for a protein of 254 amino acids. Lineage: Eukaryota; Metazoa; Arthropoda; Arachnida; Sarcoptiformes; Oppiidae. The transcript has a single exon.